AUGCUCCUUCGGCAACGCGUUCCCCGGCCUGCCGGCUUGGGAAACGCCAAUCUCCGUCGCCUGAAUCCGUGCUGCCGGGCAUCGGCUGUUAGAUCCUACUUGGUGAAUGCGCCGGGACGGCCCAGAAACGCCGUUGCGCCCCAUCCACGGAUCUCGAGGCAGUUGCCUUAUACUGCACUCUCCAUAUCGAAUUUCUCUACUUCAAGCACGUUGCAGAAACAAAAGGACAAAGGAUUCUUCGACGGACUAACAGAACCGUUAUCGGAGGAGGAGGAAAAGGCGAACCUCGAGAAAAACGAAGCCGAAAGCAAGGACGUCGACGAGGCAAAAGCCUCCACUUCCGACCCUUCAUCUCCAGCGGGAAGCAAAGGGAAUAACGAACCUCCAGAUGGAAAGGGCAGCAUUGCUUCAGGAGGGUCCGGGUCCGGGUCCGGCACCAGCGGCGAUGGGUCCGGCGACGGAGGCAGACGGGGGCGGAGGUCAGGAGAGCGCGCACUCCAGAAGCCUAUAGUGCCCGAAGUCUACCCUCAAGUCAUGGCGAUCCCGAUAGCAAAACGACCGCUCUUCCCGGGCUUUUACAAGGCCAUCACCAUCAAAGACCCCAACGUCGCUGCCGCCAUCACGGAGAUGAUAAAGCGUGGCCAGCCGUAUAUUGGCGCCUUCCUUUUCAAGGACGAGAACGCAGACGACGAUGUUAUACACAAUCCAGAAGACGUUCACGAUGUCGGUGUCUUUGCUCAGAUCACAAGCGCCUUCCCUGUUUCCGGCGGGGAACACAACAGUCUCACUGCCAUCUUAUACCCCCACCGAAGGAUACGACUGUCGACCUUGAUACCCCCCAGUGCCCAUGAUGCGAAGAAAACGGAUUCCGACGUGGAGCCUGCACCGGAACCUAUCCCUCCCAAGGUAUCCGACGAGGAGGCCCAGAUGCAGAAGAAGGGAGACGUGGUAGCUAGUUUCGAAGAAAGCGCCGUCGCACCGAAACCCGACCCGGCACAACCGCAUUACGAACCUACGUCGUUCCUACGGAAAUACCCCGUCAGUCUCGUUAAUGUCGAGAAUCUGACGGAGGAGCCUCACGACCCCAAAAGCCCAGUGAUACGUGCCGUGACCAACGAAAUCGUGAACGUCUUCAAGGAGGUCGCUAGCAUGAAUUCGCUGUUCAGGGAUCAGAUUUCGACCUUCUCUAUCAGCCAGUCAACCGGAAACGUCACAGCUGACCCGGCAAAACUAGCCGACUUCGCCGCCGCCGUGUCCGCUGGAGAGCCGGAAGAGCUCCAAGAUGUUCUCUCGAGCUUGAACGUGGAGGAGCGGAUGCAGAAAUCCCUCGCCGUGCUGAAGAAAGAGCUCAUGAAUGCUCAGUUACAAUCCAAGAUCACAAAGGACGUGGAAAGCAAAAUCACAAAGCGCCAACGGGAAUACUGGCUUAUGGAGCAGAUGAAGGGCAUCCGCCGGGAACUUGGCAUCGAGUCGGACGGCAAGGACAAGCUGGUGGAGAAGUUCAAGGAGAAGGCGGACAAGCUGGCGAUGCCCGAGGCAGUCCGCAAGGUAUUUGACGACGAGAUCAACAAGCUUGCGCAUCUAGAGCCUGCCGCCUCCGAGUUCAACGUCACCAGGAAUUACCUCGACUGGCUUACACAGAUCCCCUGGGGUCAGCGAAGCGCGGAGAAUUUCGGCAUCCAGAACGCCAUGAAGGUCCUGGACGAGGAUCACUACGGGCUGAAGGAUGUCAAGGACCGCAUCUUGGAGUUCAUUGCCGUGGGCAAGCUCCGGGGCACGGUCGAGGGCAAAAUACUUUGCUUUGUCGGGCCGCCCGGAGUGGGCAAGACCAGUAUCGGCAAGUCAAUUGCACGAGCCCUCAACCGCCAGUACUACAGGUUCAGCGUCGGCGGUCUCACCGAUGUCGCGGAGAUCAAGGGCCACAGGAGGACGUAUGUCGGCGCCUUGCCCGGGCGUGUCAUCCAGGCGCUGAAGAAAUGUCAAACCGAAAACCCCCUGAUAUUGAUUGAUGAGAUUGACAAGAUCGGCAAGGGCUACCAAGGGGACCCCUCGUCGGCUCUACUUGAGCUCCUGGAUCCGGAGCAGAACAACUCUUUCUUGGAUCAUUACAUGGAUGUGCCUGUUGAUCUCUCCAAGGUCCUGUUCGUCUGCACAGCAAACAUGACGGACACAAUUCCAAGGCCUCUCCUCGACAGAAUGGAAGUAAUCCGGCUGUCUGGAUAUGUCUCGGACGAGAAAAUGGCUAUUGCCGAGCGAUACCUAGCCCCAGCAGCCAAAGAACUGGCCGGGUUGAAAGAUGCAGACGUCCAGCUGACCGAGGCCGCAAUCGAGGAGCUCAUCAAAUCUUACUGUCGCGAAUCGGGAGUCAGAAACCUGAAGAAGCAGAUCGAGAAGGUUUACCGGAAGUCGGCACUGAAGAUUGUGCAGGACUUGGGCGAGGAUGCCUUGCCCGAAUCCGAGGCCCUGACCGACGAGGGCAAGGCUGCGCUUCACGAGUCCGAACACCAACAAGAAAGCAAAGAUAGGGGGACUAGGGCACCGUCAGAGGCCGGCGAGAAGGAGACGACAGAACAGCCGCGAGUCGCUCUCAAAGUCCCCGACAGCGUCCAUGUCACCAUCGACCAGGACCGCCUCAAGGACUAUGUUGGGCCGCCGAUCUUCACGUCGGACAGGCUUUACGACGUAACCCCGCCGGGCGUGGCCAUGGGCCUGGCCUGGACACAAAUGGGCGGUGCUGCCAUGUACGUCGAGACGAUACUCCAGACGGCGCUGAGACCAAGCAGCCGGCCGGCUCUCGAGAUUACGGGCAAUAUCAAGACCGUGAUGAAGGAAUCGUCCAGCAUCGCCUAUUCGUUUGCCAAGUCGGUAAUGGCCAAGGAAUUCCCCGAUAACCACUUCUUCGACAAGGCAAAGAUACACGUGCACGUCCCGGAGGGGGCGGUGCAGAAGGACGGCCCCUCGGCCGGCAUCACCAUGGCCACGUCGCUGCUGUCGCUGGCACUAGACGCGCCGGUCGAUCCCACCCUCGCUAUGACGGGCGAGCUGACCUUGACCGGCAAGGUACUCCGGAUAGGGGGUCUGAGGGAGAAGACGGUGGCGGCACGGCGGGCGGGCUGCAAGAUGAUCAUCUUCCCCGAUGAUAACAUGUCAGACUGGUUGGAGCUUCCGGAGAACAUCAAGGAGGGCAUAGAAGGCCGGCCAGCGAGCUGGUACUCGGAGGUUUUCGACCUCGUCUUCCCGAACCUGGAUAGGGAACAAGCCAGCAAGUGCAAGAUUUGCGAAUGGAAGAAGGCUCACGAGUCCAAGUCGACGGAGAGCGAGGGCGAGAAUGACGACUAG
Messenger RNA from Phialemonium atrogriseum, 3339 nucleotides. RefSeq names its product Lon protease C-terminal proteolytic domain-containing protein. Gene Ontology annotation, molecular function: ATP-dependent peptidase activity; single-stranded DNA binding; ATP hydrolysis activity. The coding region runs from base 1 to 3339 and encodes 1112 amino acids. The record is from RefSeq and is a predicted model, not a curated record. Gene Ontology annotation, cellular component: mitochondrial matrix. Gene Ontology annotation, biological process: mitochondrion organization; chaperone-mediated protein complex assembly; protein quality control for misfolded or incompletely synthesized proteins. The transcript is spliced from 2 exons. Lineage: Eukaryota; Fungi; Ascomycota; Sordariomycetes; Cephalothecales; Cephalothecaceae.